Molecule: messenger RNA, 674 nt
Organism: Camelina sativa (false flax)
Lineage: Eukaryota; Viridiplantae; Streptophyta; Magnoliopsida; Brassicales; Brassicaceae
Source: RefSeq, a predicted model, not a curated record
AUGGCUAUUCGGAUAAGAGAAAUUGAUAAAGAUGUAAAAUUUGUAUUUAAAAAGAAGAAAAAGGUGGCAGAAUUUGAUUGCAAUUUCGAUAAUCAUGAAGAGGCGUUUGGAAACGAUGAAACCAUAUUCGUCAAGGGAUUCGAUUGUUCCGUUUCUAGGGAUGAUAUCAAGAGCUCAUUGGAAAAACACUUCGGUUCAUGUGGAGAGAUCUUUAGGGUUUUUGUUCCGUUUGAGUGCCAAACCGGUUCUCCCUUGGGAUAUGCGUUCAUUGAUCUGAAGAAUGACGCAAAGGCAUUAACACUAGAUGGAAGUUAUUUGGGAAGUCUGAAGCUUGAGGUUGCCAUGACUAGCUCUAGAAAAGAAUUUCUUAGGUUUCCUAACUUAAGAGGGUGUGCACGUUGUCCCAUUAAUGUGAAACAUCGCAACUACAACGAGUUCGUGAGAACUUGUGGUGGUCGUAUUGCGCCCUGGACACCUGAGCUCGCUCAGGACAUCGCUGAGUUCCAGCAGGAUCUCGCUGAGCUUCGUAAGCAAAAACGUUAAAAACAAAAAAAACUUGCGACUCUUUCUGAGCGGAAAACCAGAGCUAAUAAUAAUAUCGGUCGUUUCAUCCUGCUACUUGUUUAUAUUUUUUAUGUCUUCAAGAAAACUCUUGCUAUUUUAGUUUCAUAAUU